AUGACGCAGCCUUAUACCACCGAAAACCAAACGGAAUAUCCAGUUGUCGAACUUCUGAGCGAAUUUAACCGCAACCCGGAGGGCAAGCACUAUCUUCACUUACGCCAUGCGUAUCUGAUCAAUAACAGCAACACGGGCAUGACAACCUCUGUCGGGAUUGACUUACUUGAAGAAGAUUUCAAUAAUGAAACUUUAGGGUACGAGCACAAAACGUCCAACAUUAGCAGGAUUUGGAUUAACCCAGCGGUUACAAAAACAAUACAUUUCUUCAGGUUGUUGUCCUCUUGCAAAACACUCCGGGAGUUCCAAUACACUACUGGAGGCAGAGGAAUUUUCGACGAGGGGGACUUCAGCUUCAACCCGAAAGCGCUUAUGAAGCGGCUAUGCGAACACAGGGAAACACCUGAAAUUCUUGACAUCGAUAAUGACGCAUGUGUUCUAUUUCAAGGCCAACUACUAGGAGCUGAAAUCCGUAUCUACAAGACCCAGAGGACGAGGAAGACUAUGAACGUAAUUAACGUGAAUUCCUCAUCAGACUCUUUGAACAAAAAGGAGUGCUCAAAGACUUUGUAG
This is a messenger RNA of Penicillium antarcticum, 573 nucleotides long. RefSeq lists its product as uncharacterized. The record is from RefSeq and is a predicted model, not a curated record. The transcript is spliced from 4 exons. The coding region runs from base 1 to 573 and encodes 190 amino acids. NCBI's taxonomy places the organism in Eukaryota, Fungi, Ascomycota, Eurotiomycetes, Eurotiales, Aspergillaceae.